Pleuronectes platessa (European plaice) is the source of this 5934-nucleotide messenger RNA. It is a transcript of the gene csnk1g1, whose product is annotated as casein kinase 1, gamma 1. The record is from RefSeq and is a predicted model, not a curated record. The transcript has 14 exons. The coding region runs from base 440 to 1870 and encodes 476 amino acids. NCBI's taxonomy places the organism in Eukaryota, Metazoa, Chordata, Actinopteri, Pleuronectiformes, Pleuronectidae. Gene Ontology annotation, molecular function: ATP binding; protein serine/threonine kinase activity. Gene Ontology annotation, cellular component: cytoplasm; plasma membrane; nucleus. Gene Ontology annotation, biological process: peptidyl-serine phosphorylation; endocytosis; signal transduction.
AACCCUCCUCGGGCAGCGAAGGCGGACGAGCAGUGAAGAAUGGAGAGAGCAGCUACCUACGCUCCCCCGCCAGCGUGAAACUACGACUAACACCACAAGUCAACGCCGAGAACAUACACCUGGCACUCGGCUCCCCGGGGCCAUCAACCUCCGCUCGGCGGGACCAGACACCCGGGUGGCGAGGAGACAUCGCAGCCGAGAUCCUUCACAUCCUCCUUCCUGUCUCCAAUGUUCAGGCCAGAGAUCAGGCCUCACAGCGACUGGUAGAGGCGACAGGGUGAGGACGGGGACUAGUGUUGGUUCGCGGUACCAGGUUUUGUCCCAUGAGCCUGACUGUGCCGUCCAGGCGCUGCCAGUGACCGGGGCUGUGGCUGUGGCGGGCCCGGCCCAGGAGGCCAUUCUGUGCAUCACUCCAGGCUCCCACUGACCUGCUCUCACCAUGGAUCAACAAAGAGAUAAAUACGGGGAGCGGCCCGCCAGGAGCACGAAGGUUUCCCAGGGCAGCCGUAGCGGACACUCGUCCCGGCCGUCUGGAUCUUCGAGCUCCUCUGGGGUCCUCAUGGUGGGGCCAAAUUUCCGUGUGGGAAAGAAGAUCGGCUGUGGAAACUUUGGUGAAUUGAAGCUCGGUAAAAAUCUCUACACUAACGAGUAUGUAGCCAUUAAAUUGGAACCAGUGAAGUCGAGGGCACCACAGUUGCAUCUAGAGUACAGGUUCUACAAAACACUGGGAACUACAGCGGAGGGGGUCCCCCAGGUGUUUUACUUUGGGCCUUGUGGGAAAUACAACGCCAUGGUUCUGGAGCUGCUGGGCCCGAGUCUGGAGGACCUCUUUGACCUCUGCGACAGGACCUUCUCCCUGAAGACCGUCUUAAUGAUCGCAAUUCAGUUGAUUUCCCGAAUGGAGUACGUGCACUCUAAAAACCUAAUCUAUAGGGAUGUAAAGCCUGAAAACUUCCUCAUCGGACGGCAAGGGAAUAAAAAGGAAAGCAUUAUCCACAUCAUCGACUUUGGCCUGGCCAAAGAGUACAUCGACCCCGAGACCAAAAAACACAUUCCAUACCGGGAGCAUAAGAGUUUGACCGGCACCGCCCGAUACAUGUCCAUCAACACACAUUUAGGCAAAGAGCAAAGUCGGCGAGAUGACCUGGAGGCUUUAGGCCACAUGUUCAUGUAUUUCCUUCGUGGGAGUCUACCCUGGCAAGGGCUAAAGGCCGACACCUUGAAAGAACGAUACCAGAAGAUCGGAGACACAAAGCGUAACACUCCCGUCGAAGUCCUCUGUGAGAACUUCCCAGAGGAGAUGGCCACUUACCUGCGAUAUGUGAGACGAUUGGACUUCUUUGAAAAGCCCGACUAUGAAUAUCUGAGGACUCUGUUUUCUGAGCUGUUUGAGCGUAAAGGUUACACCUUCGACUACACCUACGACUGGGUGGGCCGACAGAUACCCACGCCGGUGGGGUCUGUCCACAUUGACUCUACAGCGCCCGCGGUCACGAGAGAGACCAACCCUCACAGAGACCGGCCCGCGCAGCAUCAACCAAUUAGAAAUCAGACAGCGGUCUCAGAUCGACGAGGAGCAUGGGAGGCGCAGCCCACACGCCAAGCAAACUCCUCCUAUCUGACCUCCCACCUGGCAGCGGACAGGCACGGGGGCUCAGUGCAGGUGGUGAGUUCGACCAACGGGGAGCUGAAUGCAGACGAUCCGGCUCAUUCCAACGCUCCGAUUACAGCUCAGGCAGAGGGGGAAGUGGUCGAUGAGGCCAAUUCCACCAGUGAGGAGACAGAUGAUCAGUGUCUGACAUACAGAUGGAAAAUGUGCUGCUGCUUCUUCAAGAGAAAACGGAAGAAGAACACACAGAGGCACAAAUGAUCGUCCGCCACCGGCCUGAAACAUUCCAAGUGUCCGGCUCAGUUGAUUGUGAUUUCAGAAAUCAAUAACGGUCCCAUUCAGAAUGAAAGAUGGAGACGACAGGAAGAUCUUGAUUGAGUUGUGCUCCGGAGGGACCAGUUCCAUAUGGUUUGAAAUGUUCAAGACGCUUGUGUCUUUUGAUGGGAGUCCUGUUUUUAAAUUUUUUCUUGUUUUUACAUAUAUUUUUUUUUUUCCCUCCGCCAAGAUGUGUGGGAAUGUUCUGCAGGCCAGUCGGCCGGACAGGGGAACUGUUCAGUGGAUCUUUGCAGGGGAUCAUCUUCAGUUCUUUUUCCUCAAGACGCGCAGCAUCUGUAUUUUUUUCCUUGUUUAUAUCCUGUGGUUUUGCAGAGGAAGAGACGGGUCUUCCUGUUUUAAUCUAACCACCUUCCACCUGUGGCGUGCUAUGAUUUUUUUAUUUUAAUUUCUUUAAAUCCCGAAACCCUAUUUUCAUUUCUCCUCUGUCCCAGUUCGAGGUGUUUUGCCUGUGAUUAGUUUGCGAACUCGUUUUGACACCAAGCCCCUCUGGUCCUCCCUGACGUGAGGCUGAAUGUAACCCUGAACACACGAGGAGCCAGGAGUGUCACCAGAGAGCGCCAGCCGGCCGGCCCCUGCACUUUUUACCCUCCAAAGAGGUCGACCCUGGAACUGGGACCCGGGCCCGAGGGAACAGACGACCACAGACGUCUCCUGCACUGCGUUCUCUCGGGAUGAUUUCUGCUCGCGCUGCUUGGUUAAAGCGCUCCCCUCUAACCAGGCCGCUCUCCAAACACACUACAGUCUCCUCUGACUCUGCAGUUCUGCUCCUGUCGGCUUCUGGGAUGAUGAGCGGCAGCCUGACACUUGUAGAUUUGGCUGAAACGAAACAAAAAAAUGCUAUUUAUGCUAUUUAUCUCUUGGUUGACACCAGUUUUCUUACUAAUUCUAACACAUACACACUGAAUGUAUGGACAGUAAGGUAAAUGACUUUGGAGCAAUCUUAUAAUCUGUUAUGCGCAUGGAAACGAAAUUGCAGUAGCGGCGUUGAGACCAAUGUGUAAAAAAAGUGAGACCAAAAUCAGGUGGAUUAGCGGGAGAGUCUUAAUUCGUUCUGGAUCUUAACAAUGUGAUGGUUAGUGAUGGACUCUGCAGACACUGGGGGACGUUGCCUCGGAGAACCGGGGGCGUGAUGUGCUUUGGAGGUUCAAUCCCAGCCUGUCCACGCUGCUGUCCAAUGCCUUAACCCCGACCUGUCCACCGCCACCCGCCGGACACACACACACACACACACACACACACACACACACACACACACACACUGCGGCAGCAUGAUGGUUUGUGAGAUGUGCGGCGCCGUCUGUCCGGCGGUCACCUGCAUCUUAAACGACUUGUUCCCAGAUAGUAUCAGAGUAGUGAAUGACUUCCUGUGUAACACUGAAGAUGUAUUAUCGAGGGAGAGAGAGAGAGAGGGAUGCCAUAAGUGAGGUUUGGUGUAAUACUCUGUGACAGUGUUGAGACGUCUCCCCCCCCCCCGUGACCCCUGUGCUGCAAAGCGAUGUUUGAUGUUCGAGUCCUUUUCACGCAGAGAGAGAAAAACCUCAUGUCACCAUUUCUUUUUCUUUAAUUAGUGUCAUGGAGGACUGCCUUGAAAACAAUAUCCUCGACACGUCACCUUGCCUCCUGACAGAGAGGGAGCCACUGCACAUCGUUUUUAUUUUCAUGUCUUGCUAAUGUGAAUUGUUUUUGUUUUUCCAUUCCAAAAAGCCAUGGUUUUAUGGGGAAAGAGAGGGUAACAAAAUAGAAGAUUAAAAAAAAAAAAAGAAGCUUGAAACCAUGACUGCACUACAUUUGUUGACCCCGGCUUUCCCUGACGAGACCCCGCCUUCUUGAUACUGUACUUCAAACGUGCUUAUUACUUUAACUUGUAGCUGCCUCGUGUGCGAAGCCUUCCCUUAGGGUGCAGGGAAUAUAUUUUCAAUUCAUUUUUAAACCCCCCAACCCUACCUCUCCUUUUAUUUUGUGCCAUGACGCCCUUCUGCUCCCACCCCCCCACUCCUCUCUGCACACUCACCCAUGCCAGUCCUGGACGAGUGGACUCUGAGUUUGUCAUCUUUACAAACACAAUGUUGUAAACUCUCUCAAUGGAUCCGUAUGUAAACCUGCUCGUUGGGUGUAUUUACACUGUAUAGCUUUUUGAUUUCCUCUUGCCCCUGACCUGUCAGUUACUCCAGGGUCUAAGUUAUUGUGUUUUAAUGAAAGUACUUGAAUAUGAAAAUCUAUGGGACCUUUUUUAUUUUCUUUAUCUCUCGUUUUUUUAUUUUUUUUUUUAUUAUUGAUUUCUCCGUCUUUUAUUGUAAUAAUUCACACGUCGGAUUUGGGGGGGGGGAGGAAACAGGCUGUUUGAAUGACAGGUGUUCAUUUCUCUGAGACGUCAUAGUGCCUCUUGAGUGUCGGGUGGUGGUGAAGUGUGUGGGACUCGGACUCGGUGUGACAGACCGGACGAGGCUCAGCCGGUGAAGGUGCCGUCAGAUGCGGGUUUGUCUCUGUGAAACAUUUAUGGUUAUGUGUUUUGAAUCCGGCGAGGGUGAAGGGUGAACCCCCCCGCCCCACCCCCUAGGUUUUUAUUCCCGGACACCAAACCUGUGACAUCUGCAGCACCUGGAGCGUUUGUUGAAAGUAUUACUGUGUAGGGAGAUGGAUAUCAAGACUAUACAGCCUUCAGUGUUCCACCCCUACCCCCCCCCACUCCCGCUCCUCUGAAUUCCCCGAGUGCCAUUCCCUCAGACUACUACUACUACUACUACUACUCGCCCAUGCCUUUUACCUGUGCCAGGAUAAACAUGAAGUUGAAUGUUUGGGUUUCUUUUUCUUUUGACCAUCGCAUUUCCACCUCGACUCCUCGACGUGUCCUUUGUCUUUUUUUCAGUCAGAACCAGGAAGUGUUUGGAGAGAGUCGCUUUCUUUCAUUCACACCGAAAGAAAGCGAUUGUUUCAGAGUUGAACUUGUGACUGAGCAUCUCCACCACGUCUGCUUCUUCCUUGAACUGUGGGUUGGCCUCACUCUGUCGCUCACGGCUGAACUGGUAGAUGUAGACUUAUUACUCUGGUGUAUGCAUUUGUUUUACCCUCUGGGCCUCGUGCAGAGCGGCUAUAGGAGCGCUCUGUGUGAUUUGUAUCUGCAUGGCUUUUGUCCGGAGACGGCAGGGAGUCGAGUCUCUGUGAAUCCUCCGGGUCCUCGUGACCAGCAGAGAAACGUCUCCUCACAGCACGUUCCAUUUCAGUCCCACUCAUUUCUCAUAUUCUAUAUCUCACUUCAGUCAGACGUGUGUGUUUCGGGCUUUGGUUGUGUGUCGCUCAUCGUGUGUCAAAGCUGUGUAAAUCAAAGCGAAGGACAGUUUGAGGUGUGAAUGAAUGGCUUCGGUCUCUUUUGGGUUCUCUGGCACUUUCUCCUUGUUGCUGUACUGUAGAAUUGUCUUGGAUUUACUGUAUAUUUUUUCUUUGAGGGAGGGGUUUAGGGUGACAUUUACUGCAAUAUUGUGAUGAUUAUUUGAAAAUUGUAAAUUGUACAGUGUUCAAAAUUGUAGUUUUUUCUUUUUGGGAUUCCAUAUGAAAUGUGUUUUUUUUGACGAUUUCUUUCCUCUCAGACUGUGGAAAAUCAGAUUGUACAGCUGCAAGAGUUUAUCCUCCCCUCAGCAUUGUUUUUGUUUUUCUUUCUUUCUCAGAGCUAUGAUUAAGAGAAGUCUUAAAACUGUAAAUAAAUAUUGUGUUGAAAUAUGAAUGUCACUUCAAAAAUGUAUUCGAAUGAGUUAGUCAAGGGCUUCACCAAUGAGGAGCCACGUUUCUUCUUUUUAUGGUUUCAUAUUUUUAAUUUGCAGAAAGGUAAAGGUCCUUUUUAUUUGAGAUGCCUGUUUUGUUUUCCUCCUUGAAUUCAUAUAAAUACGAUGUGUCACACAUGAACCUUAUAAAAUCACUUUUUAUUCCCUCCACACCUAAAGGGAAACUCCAGUUUGCACCCUUUUUUAUGUAAAAUAAAAGCUCUCUCCACCUUG